This is a messenger RNA of Python bivittatus (Burmese python), 4224 nucleotides long. The record is from RefSeq and is a predicted model, not a curated record. Lineage: Eukaryota; Metazoa; Chordata; Lepidosauria; Squamata; Pythonidae.
AUGCAGGCCCCCCAGCUGUCUCCUGAGUUCUCCGGUCCCUUGCCUUUCCCUGCCUGCUGCAGGACUCAACCUGAGGAGGAGGAAGUGCCCAGCUGCACCCUGCCCCUGAGCACCUGCUGGGCACAGCUGUUUGCCCGGCAGAGACAGGUUGUUCUUGCCAAGACCAAGUUGCCUCUCAUGCUGGCCUCCCAGAGCGGGCUUGCAGGAGCCGUAGCUGCUGGCCUGGGUGGCAAAGCAGGGCUUCUGGGGCUCCAGCCACCACUCCGGCGUUGCACAGCAAGUCACGCAGAAGGACUCCAGCCUCUGUGGGCCCUGCGCCUCUUUGGUCUUCCUCGAAACGCCUUGGGUUAUGCCAAGCUGUCUGUAACUAGAAGCUAUUACAGGGGCGCGGCCGGGGCACUUUUGGUCUAUGACAUCACAAGCAGAGAGACUUACAAUGCCUUGACCAACUGGCUAACAGAUGCCCGGACUCUAGCCAGCCUCAAUAUUGUUAUUAUUCUGUGUGGCAACAAGAAGGAUUUGGAUGCUGACCGGGAGGUCACCUUUUUGGAAGCUUCUCGUUUUGCUCAGGAGAAUGAACUGAUGUUUCUUGAGACCAGUGCCUUGACUGGAGAGAAUGUAGAAGAAGCUUUCCUAAAGUGUGCACGGACCAUACUGAAUAAAAUUGAAUCAGGUGAGCUUGACCCGGAGAGGAUGGGCUCGGGUAUCCAGUAUGGGGAUGCGUCUUUGCGGCAGCUGCGGCAGCCCCGGAGCAGCCAGGCACAGACUCGGCAGCAGUGCACCUGCUAGGGCCAGGAUCCCACGGGCUUGGGAGCGCUUGCAAGUGCCGGAACCCUGCUGCUCGGGACCCAGGGCUGCGCGAAGCCUCUUCUUUUGUUUGGCUCUCCAGAGCAACAGGCCUCGGGGGCUGAAGACCCCUGCCGUGCCUCUGUGCUGUCGCUGCCAUUGCUGCUUCCGUCCCCUUUGCUUGCCUCCCGUCCUAAGGAGAAACGUCAUGAGUUCGGCUCUCAGGCUCCCUAGCGGAAGGUUUGCACUGGCGGCUGUGGGCUCUCUUUAGGCCAAGUCCCUGCAUCCGCCCCCUUGUGCACUGCUGCUCCCCAAAGGUGGGGGGCGCUCCCUAGAGGGUGUGGAGCCUUCUUGGCCCCAUGCAGUAAUUGCUUCUGCACUCCGUAGCUGCUUGCAGCUGAAAGGCAGCCCAUCAUUCUGAUUUGGAAGAAGAUGUCUCUCCCUUCCGAAAUGCUGAAUUUCUCUACUUUCCUCCCCUUCUUUAAACCCUUGGUUUGUUUCACGUUGCGUCUAAUUUCAGUCUGCUUCUAGAAGUUGAGGUUGGGGGCAGGUCAGAGCACAGUUGUGGCAGUGGACAUUUUGGCUUUGGCCUUGUCUGUAGCAUCUCCAGCACUCCUCUUCGCAGGGCGGGGUCCAGGGCGAGCACAUCUCCCCUCCGUCUCCUUCACUUGUGCAGGGAUUGUGGGGGGCUGCCGUUUCCAUGCCUUCGUUCCGCCUUCUGGGCGCCUCUUCUGCUUGGCCAAUGCCACGGCCUGCCCAUAUUGCAGGCCCUCGCCACCCCUCUCUUUUCCUGGGGCUGCAGCAGCUGGGCCAGCCCAGGCCAGUGGGCAGAUCGGGUUGGUGUCCUGGGGUUUGUUUUUUUGGCAUGGGGUUGAUGGAACGAGAAGUGCUCUCUUCUGGCAAUUUCUGUGAGCUCUUUCCUGGCUGAUUUGCUCUAGCCUGAAUCCACAGCAAGGAACCCAAAGCUUCCGAAGAAGAAUCGCUGCUUCUCUGCUGGUGUGGGAAGCAGCAGGGAUAUUUGGGUCCCCACUUGAGAUGCUGACAGCCAUCUGUUUGGGUGAGCUUGGAUUCCUGCACGUUGUCAAGUGUUGCAAGAAGUCUGUAUCUUUAAAACCUUUGACCAGGCACCACCGUGAAAGGCCUGUGAGAGUCGAAAGCCCGGGAGUUGACAAAGCACCUUCCACCUUUAAAGAGCACGGUUCUUGGUUCUUGGAUUUUGUCGUAAAGUGUGGGGAAAAAAAUCACAAGGUCAUUGAAUUACCCACAACCCUUUAAUCCUGUGGCCAGCGCUACCAGGCCUGCUAUGCGUGGUCCCUCUGCAACUAAAGCUGUUUGGGUCCCAGAGGUGAUGGUUUGGUGGGCAAGUCUGAGGAGCGAGAUGGCAGGGGGGAUUUAGAGGCCCUUCCUGUUAGCAGCCACUUCUGAUAAUGGACGAUUGCACCCCUGAUGCAGGGAGGAUAGCUGCUCUGAGUUGGGGAAAUUCUCCUCCCCUUCCCCCCCCCCACAUUCCUAGUUUUAUAGUCACAUAUGGGAAGGUGAGAAUCUGAUCUGGAAAGCGGGGUCUGUCUCUGCUUUCUGCUAGAAUAUAGGAGCUGCUGCUUCUUGGGUGCUGUAUUGGUUGAUUUGGGAAGGUUUCACUUCCUCUCUGGCUUUCUUCCAGCUGUGCCCUCCCUCUUCCACCUUCAAAACAAAACAAAAAAAAAAAAAGGAAGAGGAAAAAGGGAUCUAGUUUAGAUUUUAUUUUUAAGCGUAAUGUUUACCUUUGUUAUUUAUUACUUCUGUGUUAAGGGCAGAAACACUGUCACUUUGUAUUUGUCGUCCCUACUUUCGUUGCCCCAACUCAACGGCUUUUGCAGAUAGCCUCUUUUUGGUUCUGGUUUGAUUCCCUUAUGCUUUGUGGAAGGAUGGGGGCAGGUCCUUUGGGCAAAGGAUUGCUUUCAAUCUAGAGUCGAACAGCUGACAGUUAUAAGCCGUUUGUAACCUAGUUCUUCCAGUUUAUUUUUUUCCUUAAAUGCAAACAUUCCCUCCAACUUUAAGGCUGUGAAACUAAUUCUCCUACAUAAAAUGUUUUUUUUUUCUUUUACAAAUGUCAGAAUGGUGAUGCCCUUUUCUUUUGGAAGCAGUUCAUAUAUGCUCACUAAGUAGCAGAAGAGCACAGGAGGCUACUCAAAUGUAGGGCAGGCUGCUGGCAGGACGGAAAUAAGCGUCCGUCGUGGGGGAAGAUUCCAGGCGGUCUCUGGGCUGCCACUCCUUCUGUUAAGGAGUCCGUUUCUAACAGUGGCUGGUCACAUACCUGCCUUGGGAAUCUCGUGCGUGGGGCCGUAAGAUAGCUGCUCUCCCCUUCUCUCUCGUGAGUGAAGCUGGGUCAGGCAUAGGACGUGUCUAGGCAAAGCUGGAGGAGAGUGGACCCUCGGCUUCCCUUCCCCGGAACUUCCCUCAAGAGGUCCCGGUGCUGCUGUGUGUCCAGCGUGCCUUCUGCUGGUGGGAGUUGUUUUCUCCAUGAUUUCUGUCACCUUCUUGUAAAACCAUGGUUGCUGCAAGGUGCAGAAGGAGGCCCUUGUCUCUCCGCACAAAAAGCUAAGCUCCCUCCCCCGUAUCACACUCUUUCCUCAACGGAGGCGCUGGAGAUUUUCCACUAGUGGGCAGCUCAGGCUUGGUUGUUGCCGAACCAUUUGCCCAAUGUCCCUGCACAUAUUUGCGUGCAAGACGUAAAAACAUUCCCUAGAUUGGUGGUGGAAAAUUCACCCAAUAAACACCCGUAACGAGAGGAUCCAAACGAUUGUUUUAUUUUCCAAAGGUAGCUGGGUACAGUGAGUCCCUGGUCUCUUGCUCCCGGAUGAGGCAAGAGCAAGACCUCCCAAGUACCAUGGGUCUUAAGUGGAAGGUUGGUGCAAGACACUUGGAGUGUGCAUGUGUGUUAAUAGGAGGCUCUAAUAGAGAGAGAAUCGCUUUGCAAUUGGUAAGAUGGCUCUAAGGGAGAAAUGGGUAUCUUUCAUGGUGUAAAAAUAUGACUGAUACACCCUUUGCAGUGCACCAUGGCAGCUUUCACAUAGGAGAGUUGUCAAGGUUGUAAUUAUUAUUCUAACAAGCUGACCCUGUACUUUGCCACAGAAAGAGGGAGAGAUAAGGAAGCACCAGAUCCUGGACUCCGCUGUCUUCGUUCUGGACACAAAUUCUGUAGCUUUUUAAAAACAAAUCAACAUUGUAACAAGAAUUCCUUAUUUAAAGAAGCCAUCAACUGAAAAGAUAUAUGCAAUACCAUAUAAAAGAAUAGUUAUGUAAUAGUAUACUUAAUUCAAGCUAAAUUCUUAUUCCAAUUUUCCACAGUUUACAUGCAUUAUCAUAUUUCUUGCCUGUAAUUGAACAGAAGUUCAGAACACAAACAGAAAAAGUAAAUUGGAAAACAGUAUCCAAAAAUAAAGAGCAAUGAUUAAAAGA